Molecule: messenger RNA, 1486 nt
Organism: Vespula vulgaris
Lineage: Eukaryota; Metazoa; Arthropoda; Insecta; Hymenoptera; Vespidae
Gene: Ppt2
Product: lysosomal thioesterase PPT2 homolog
Exons: 4
Coding region: 67-939 (290 amino acids)
Cellular component (GO): lysosome
Molecular function (GO): thiolester hydrolase activity
Source: RefSeq, a predicted model, not a curated record
GCGCUACUGAAAGUUCAAAAAGUACAUUCUCACUUGGUUAGGAAGUAUCAUUUAAUAUAUCGAAACAUGGCGAUUGUACGAUAUCUCUGGACCUUCAAUAUUUUCCUUUCAACAUUAAUAUUGUGCGGUAACGGAGCUAAAUCCUAUCACGCCGUGGUAGUAAUCCAUGGGGUACUUACAGGUAGUGAUAGCAUGGAGCUUAUCAGUAACAGAAUAGAAGAAAUGCAUCCUGGAAGUCAGGUUUAUAAUACCAUUAGGUACGCCGGUUGGGAAAGUUUACAACCUAUGUGGCGUCAAGUAGAGGAAAUAGGAAUGGAUGUUAUAUCUAUAGGUGCAGCUUUUCCCGAGGGAAUACAUUUGAUAGGCUAUAGUCAGGGAGGUUUACUUGCCAGAGCCAUUUUACAGAGAUUUCCUGAACAUAAUGUAAGGAAUUUUAUUUCCUUAAGUUCGCCUCAAGCGGGACAGUAUGGAACUCGUUUCCUACAUUUGUUUUUUCCAAAUUUGGUAUGUGAAACGGCUUAUGAAUUGUUUUAUUCAAAAGUUGGACAACUUACAAGCGUAGGGAAUUACUGGAAUGAUCCUCACCAUCAGGAGUUAUACUUUAAGUACAGUAAAUUUUUACCAUACGUGAAUAAUGAGAAAACCAAUAAAACUAUCUUCAAAUCGGGUCUUGCAAAAUUAAAUCGUAUGAUACUCAUCGGUGGUCCAGACGAUGGUGUCAUUACUCCAUGGCAAAGCAGUCAAUUUGGAUAUUAUGACAAAAAUGAAACGGUUUUAGAAUUGCGCGAUAGAUCUAUUUAUCAGGAUGAUCUCAUUGGUUUGAAAAUUCUAGAUAAACAGGGAAAAUUGGAUAUCAUUACUGUGCCAGGAGUACCUCAUUAUGGAUGGCACAAAAAUAUAUCAAUAAUAGAUGAAUUUCUACUGCCAUAUUUAGAUUAAGUAAAAUAUUGCGAAUAAAGUUAAAUUAAUAGAUGACAAUUUAUAUAGUCUAUUACAUUGGUAUAACUAUUAAAUAAGCUAUCAAAUGAUAUAUUGAUAUUUUCCAAAGAAUUAAUUAAAUUUUUUACAAGUCUGCAUUUAUUAAUAUCGAAAUAAGUCGAUCCUGAAUUAAAAACGAUCUAAUAAAAUUUUUAAAUAUCUUUAAGUAAAGGGUGCUUGUCACCGCGACUGAUUGUGUUCAUGCGUAAUGUCUAUAUCAUAAAUAUACGCCAUUUUUAACGUUUUAUUACAAUAUAAAUAAAAGCUCGUACUUUUUAUACAUCACUGUUAUAUUGUAAAGCGUAAUGAUCAAAACAGAAUAUAUAAGUUUAUGAAAUCUUAAACAAUUUGUUGAAGCUCGCAUGUCGUUGACAAUUCUGAACUUCGAUUUUCUUUUUCUCUUUUUUUUUCUUUUUUUUUUUUUGUUUUUUUUGGAGGUAUAUAAAAUUUUGAUAAGUAUGCUUAUGUACAAACCUAUGAAAUAAUAAAAGUUUAUUAUUAUUGUUCA